Molecule: messenger RNA, 1695 nt
Organism: Dufourea novaeangliae
Lineage: Eukaryota; Metazoa; Arthropoda; Insecta; Hymenoptera; Halictidae
Product: BTB/POZ domain-containing protein 10
Exons: 7
Coding region: 21-1505 (494 amino acids)
Biological process (GO): positive regulation of phosphorylation
Cellular component (GO): cytoplasm
Molecular function (GO): protein binding
Source: RefSeq, a predicted model, not a curated record
AUCCGUUUCAUCGGUUUGGAAUGCAACUUUCCGUCAAAAGGAGAGUUCAGGCAGUUCAGGUUAACUUUCAACCGUGUGGUUUGGAAAUUUGCACGUCAGCCAGCUGGCUUUUGAAGAAACUCGGCUUCUACUUGCCGUUAUCAAACUUCUGGUUUAAGAUGUCAAACCAUGCUGAUCGCUUAAAUUAUGUACAAGAUAGCAGUAGUGACACAGAAACAGACAAAGAGACAGGAGGCAGAGAACGGCAUCGUAUUUAUAAGAAUAGAAUGAGUUGUGGUGGCUCUUCCAAACCAAAAUCUUGUCUGGUUCAAAGAGAUGGAAGCAAUGAAAGGCACUGUCAUUCCUUCAAUUCUGGCAGGCAAAACACAAAUAUUAAUCAACAAAACAGACUCUGUUCUGGGGUUGCUGUUGGAAAAAGUCAGCAGACUCAAAGUAGGGACAACUUAGCAUCAUCGGGAUCUGUUACCGGUAUAAGUAAUGCAGCAAUUAGUGAUGAACGUAUCACUCUUAUAGUAGAUAAUACUAGAUUUAUCGUUGACCCUGCACUGUUCACUGCACAUCCAAAUACAAUGUUAGGAAGAAUGUUUAGUUCUGGUAUUGAAUAUGCUCAACCAAAUGAACGGGGCGAAUACGAAGUCGCAGAUGGUAUAUCUGCCAUGGUAUUUAGAGCUAUUCUGGACUACUACAAAGGUGGAAUAAUACGUUGCCCGCCGACGGUUGCAGUUCAAGAAUUGCGAGAAGCGUGCGACUAUCUUCUUGUUCCUUUCGAUGCCAACACGGUUAAAUGUCAGAAUUUGAGAGGGUUAUUACAUGAGUUGUCUAACGAAGGCGCGCGCUGUCAGUUCGAAGUGUUCCUCGAGGACUUGAUGUUGCCUCUAAUGGUAAACAGUGCACGUAGGGGCGACCGUGAAUGUCACAUCGUUGUUUUAUUAGAGGAUGAUAUUGUCGAUUGGGACGAAGAGUAUCCCCCCCAAAUGGGAGAAGAAUAUUCACAAACUGUUAACAGUACCGCGAUGUAUCGAUUUUUCAAAUACAUCGAGAACAGAGACGUGGCCAAGCAGGUAAUGAAAGAACGGGGCUUGAAAAAGAUCCGUUUAGGUAUCGAGGGCUAUCCUACCUACAAGGAGAAAGUGAAGAAACGUGCUGGUGGACGUGCCGAGGUGAUCUACAAUUACGUACAAAGGCCGUUCAUUCACAUGUCAUGGGAGAAGGAAGAAGCGAAAAGCCGACACGUCGACUUCCAAUGCGUUAAAUCGAAGUCCGUGACGAAUCUCGCGGAAGCAACUGCCGACCCGGUGGUGGACGCAUGUGGAAACCCCGUGGAGAUUGGUCUGUUACAAGCAGCAGAACCAGCUGGACCUCAACCGGAAGUUGUGCUGCCGGUCGGUUCUGACACUGACGUCGACGGUGCCAUAGGAUUACCGGCCGAUCACGACCUCGUGCAUGCAGCACCGGUGCCGGUUGAUCAGGACCUUGGGUCGAUACCCGCCGACGAGUUACUAUGAACAUUCGUUUUAGAAACCAAGCUGAACAGACGACAGACAAGUAUUUAUGGACCGCUUUCUUCUUGCGUCAAUUUCUAAUGUUAAUCGGACUCGCUUAUCUCACAGUUUGAUUUUCACGUUUGAACGAUCAAGCUUCGAAUCCAAAGUUGAUUUUCCAAAGAGGACGCUUCGACGUGUUUUCCAUAUUUUU